AUGCCAAGCUUCUGGUGGACACUCACACGCCUACAUCAUCUCGAAUCCCCCCUCUGGAUGAGAAGGCCAAACAACGAAAACGCUAUGAGCUCGCUUGUCCCACUGCGCCAGACCAUCCUUCUCCGCCUCGAGCCUAUUAGCAAGCAGAUAACUGCACACUUAGUCGCAACGGUUCUACGUGGCGCCAUACUUCCAGUAUCAUCAGAAGCUUGGUAUCAAUUUGGUUUUGUGGCCACCGAGGAUGAGGCCAAAGAACGUCAUCUGGCCGGACUAUACGCGACCAUGCUCAAGGAAUCCAGUAACACAGAGGCAAUAUUCCGCGAUCUUGUCAAAGCUCUUGAAACAAACAGCCUCGUGCAACUGUUCGACAUGCACGAGUACUCGCAAUUCCGCGAAGUGUUCCCCAGUCUCGAAGACUUUCUAAACACUACACCUACCAAACGUCCAACAGUCUGGCGCUUGCGACAAUUCGUAGAUUCGAGUCAGGCAGUGGAGCCACCAGCGUGCCUCCAACGCGACUACGGCUUUAAAUACUGUUGCCGCCGGGAAGAAGUUGAGCGCAUGAAAGCUGUUUACGCUGUCAUGCUACGCCGGCUUGGCCCUAUGAGAGUCCACAGCUACUGCACUGUUAAUCGCCUAUACGAGGAAGGAAUCAUAAAGACCGGCAUCCCGAUGAAUGCUAGUGAUGCCCGGUUGAUGCAGAAUGACUACAUGUCACCAUUCAUGGGCUUUGAUAACGAUCUCGGUCUCGCGGCGUAUCGCGGCCCGCUCUUUAGGAAGUCUUUGCAGAUAUGA
This is a messenger RNA of Plenodomus lingam JN3, 795 nucleotides long. The record is from RefSeq and is a predicted model, not a curated record. Lineage: Eukaryota; Fungi; Ascomycota; Dothideomycetes; Pleosporales; Leptosphaeriaceae.